CGGGGCUCGCCGAAAUCCCCAUUCCUGCUCCCUCGGUGCAUGGUGGCGGCAGGAGCGGGGGAGGGCGAGCCCGGCGGGGCGCGGGCCAGAGGCGGCGGCGGGAGCGGGGACGGAGCGCGGAGGAGCCGCGGGCGCCCGGAGGUAUUGCCAGGAGUCUCAAGUGGUUGACCAAGACCUAAGGACUUGAAACUUGUGGUGUGUGAUGUUAAAGAGUGGGCAGUCCUUGGAGCCUCCUUUGCCAGCCUCCAGCGUCAUGUGCCAGUAUGGAUAUUAAGAAAGAGAAGUGCACUUCAGAGCUCAGCAUCCCAGAAAGAAAGUAGGAGGAACUAAACAGAAAGAACAAAUGACUGCAAGAACUGGAAAAGGAGACAGAGCAGCCACAGUGAUUUUCUUUUUUAAUAUUUUUUCCUUUUUUUAAUAUUAAUUUAAUUUUUCCUCCUCGUGCCUGGAUUUUAAGACUGUCAGCUGCACUGAUCACAAGCACUGGACAUCAAUAUGUGUCAUGUCAUUGUAACAUGUCGGUCGAUGCUGUGGACUCUCCUGAGUAUUGUGGUGGCUUUUGCAGAGCUCAUCGCUUUUAUGAGCGCAGACUGGCUGAUUGGCAAAGCAAAGCCUGCAAGCUCCGAGGAUGUGGACAACAGAACAGGGGGGUCACAGGAGCCUUACCAUCCAACGCUGGGCAUCUAUGGGCGCUGCACCAGAAUCUCCCACAUGCAGUUCUCUAGACGAGACACGCUUUGUGGUCCUUACGCUGAAAACUUCAAUGAGAUUGCCAGUGGGUUCUGGCAGGCAACCGCUAUUUUCCUAGCUGUGGGAAUCAUGAUUCUCUGUGCCGUGGCAUUUGUAUCUGUCUUUACCAUGUGUGUGCAGAGUAUUAUGAAGAAAAGCAUUUUUAAUGUCUGUGGGCUGCUACAAGGGAUUGCAGGCCUCUUCCUUAUCUUAGGCUUGAUACUUUACCCUGCAGGUUGGGGAUGUCAGAAAGCAAUAAGCUAUUGUGGACAUUAUGCUUCUGCUUACAAACUUGGAGACUGCUCCUUGGGCUGGGCUUUCUACACAGCAAUUGGUGGCACUAUUCUGACGUUCAUCUGUGCAGUCCUCUCGGCACAAGCUGAAAUAGCAACAUCCAGUGACAAAGUGCAAGAAGAAAUAGAAGAAGGAAAAAACCUUAUCUGCCUCCUUUAAAUCCAGUGGGGAAAAACACCAGUGCCUGAAUCUUAAUCUGCUUGCCAUUGACUGGACAAGCAGAUCCACUUACCUGUUUCUACCGUUUAUGUGAUUGACCCUAUGCAUUCCAGCCCCGAACUACUGAAAUGGUCUUUCUUCUUUGCUGGGCAAUGAGGAUCAGAGAAAGGAUCCCAAGAAAACAGAAUGUAAAUACUGGAGAUUUUUUUUGUUUCAUUCUAUGAUCAGGACACAGUGGAAUAUAUUAAUCUGACCGGGGAGGAGAGAAAUCGUGUAUAUAGCAGGAAUGUUGUUGUUACAACUGAAAAUUGUGAUUGAUCCCAUUGCCUUACCCACUUUGAAGAAACACUUUGAAGAAUUUGGAUUUAAAAUAAUGAAAGCCAGCACAUUUUUUUUUCUUAUACAGAGAAGCCUGUCUUAAUUAGGCUUCGUUUCCAAGGGCUCGUCUCACCUGUGGAUAUUUCACCACCACCUGGUUUGGUACCAUACUUUCAUUGAGGUGCUUUUUGAUACUGAACUUCCUUAAAGUACAGUGCCUUCUUAGGGAGUAAGUGCUUGUUGGAGAGUGCAAAGUUGACACAAUGCAGUUUACACCAGUCUUUAAGCAUUUAAACGGUUGAGUCCCUGCAAGGUUUCUUUCUCUUGAAACUUAAAGUGCAAGAUGUCUGGCACUUGUUGCUUAGGAGGUAAAUUAUUUUCUUCCCAUUGACUAGACACUGGCUUUCACCUGAUUCUGGUAAAUUUGUUUGAAAUAAUUGUUGUUAGAAAUAUUUCUACAGCCUUUAUUAAGACUUCUGAAUUCCUAAGCAGAUGACAACUCCCCACAGCACAGCUGAGCUUUAUCUUGUGGAUGCCAACAGCCCAGCCUGGGCGGUAGCCUCUCCUACCACUGCACAUUGGACUCAACAGUAUUAGUCUUUCUCUUGCCAGUGAAACCUCAUUCUAGUCUACAGGUCAGUCUGUCUCAUGACCCAGAGUCACAUGAGUCCUUAAGAAAUGUACAUUUUUCAGGAAGUCUUGCCAAAUUCUACAUGGCUGAGAAGAUCUUUUUCCUUUUUUUAAAAAACCACAGGUAGUAUGGACACUUUUCCAACGAAAUCAGCAGAAAUAAAAUAGGCCUUGCCACAAACGACGUUACCUUCUCAAAGGCAGUUGGUUGUGUUACUUGCAUCACUUACUAGAACUACUUCUGAAAAAAAAUUUGAAAGAUACUUUAAAAAAACAAAGGAAUGCUGCAACUGUGCCAUAGGAGCAUUGGGGAUAAUUCAUCUGAGAAGUAGUUCUAACUAAAUACUAACUGAAUUUUAGACUUUUCUUCUUACUUCUUGCUAGUUUAACAUUAUCCAAGAACAGUGUUGCUCUCCGUCACCUCACUGUGUAAUACGAAGCAGAGAUUGUUGUUUAUGCCUGGUUGGUCCCUUAGAGUGUGCCAUUAGUUAUUGAUCAGUAUUAAGAAGCUGUUGUUACUGUACAGGUAGGUAGCUGGUUUCAAGACACUGCUUGUCACUGGCAAUGCUGUUCAGCAGUCAGGACCACAAGCCUGCAGCCAGCCCUGGGCAGGGCUGGACACUGGCAGCCGGUGCCUGCGACACAGCACGGACACUCAGCCAGGCACACGCCUAUGGAGCACGCCAGGACCAGCUCCCAGCCUGCACCUCUCUGUGCCCGGCACACCUUCCUGCCACCUGCCAGAUGGAAGCUGAGGUGAUCUCCCAGCCGCUGUGUAAAAAAAAGUCAAAAAGGUCAGCUUUUGCUGAUACUAAGAGGGGAUUGUUUUAGUCUAGCCUCUUCUUGCAUUCACCUGCUCUUGCAACCCACGUCCACCAUAUUGUAGCUUAAAACGGGUCAUUCACUUUUCUUUUAAAUAUUAAAAACGCCCAAAAGUUAUGGUCUGGAACCGUUUCUGCCAACUGUCUGCACAAGGUGAGAUUUUUAACAUAUCAACAUUACUGGCACAAAGUGGUGCCUGAGCCCUGCCCGUGUUCCCCUCUGGCUGCUCCCCAGCACACACCCCGCACCCUGGCCCAGCCCUCCCCGCAGCCCCUGCAGGACCAGGCCCCACCACCCGCUCUGAAGGGGCUGGGGAGCAGAGACACAUGUGACUCAGCUAUAAAUUAAUUAUGAAAUUGUGCUGCAGCUAUAGUGGUUUUUUAGGUGGGUGGCAGUCCAGCGUCCACGUCACCACUGCAAGCAAAUCUUGCUGCUGCGUUGGGGUGACAAAUGCUCCCUGGGUUUGAGCACUUGAUUAGUCAGAAUAAGGGCAGUUCUUUCAAAAGGUAUAGAGGUCAUAUCCUGCUUUGGCUUAGACGUAAGCAGUGACCCACCUUUAUUUACACUACUAGCAGACCUCUGCUGGGAACUACAGAAGGCUCAAACAACUUCAAUAUUGCGGUUUUGAAAUACAAAGGAGGUAUUCUCAGUGGCAUAUCUUGCCUUUGUUUGCAUUUAUAACCAAGAAGAACCAGCUUUUCUGUUCCCUGCUAGUCUUCCAUUGACUUGCUCUGCACCAUCAUCACUUGCCUUGCAAGAGUAUCAUGUCCUUCAGAUAGCACAGAUAGAAGAAAGGCUGGGAAGAAAUACAGCGGGUGAGGGGGAGAAAAAAGAAGAAAACACCACAAAAAACACCUAAUCAGAAUUUCUUUUCUCAGGGUUCUGUUCUUCUAGCAAGUCAGAAGACGGUAUACAUUUGAGAUUAUUUUUUUGUUCCAGAUGGGGUGCACUUAUUAAAUUUGACAGUUGUUUAAACUUGUUCCUGAAGUUCACUUCAGCAGUAGCUUUCAAAGGUAGUUUGUUUUUUUUUGUUUGGUUGGGGUUUUUUUUGUGUUUUUUUUUUUUUUUGGCGGGGAAGAAAAAGAAAUAUAUAAAUCAGCUUAAAGCUAAUUUAAUUAAUUUCAUGAGGGAGUUGCGGAGUCUUACUGCUUAUUAACAUACAUGCACUGCAUAGGAUCUAGAAUAAUUUGCUGUGGAUUCUUUAAAACCUGUGUGCCAAUUAGUUCAGUUUAACUUUGUGGUAUUGAAGAAUUCUUCAAGUAUCUGUGGUUUGAUCAACUUCAUAAACUUGCAUUCUCUAAAGUGCCAUAGACUUUUUUAUUGUAGCAUAUUUAAAAAAAAAAAAACAUAUAUCUAUCUAUCUAUAUAUAUAUUUACACAAACUUGUGUGAGAUGUGCAAUACCAGGAAUGGGUUUUGUUGUGGUUUGGUUUUUUUUCUCCCCUCCUUAAGUUUUUGCUUUUAAACAAGAUAUUUGAAAAGGGACUUCCCAGGGAAGAAAUGGCUGAAGCUUAUGAUGGUGUGGACAAACUAAAGCAGAGUGAUGCAAUAGAAUCACUUAUUUUGAAGAUUAAUACAACAUUAGUAACAGCAUCUUAAAGAUUUAACAAUAAUCUCUUCUAGAUUGAUUUGAAAUACUAAGAUCUACGUAAUACAGACAAUGAGAAUGUGAAGCUGUGUUCAUCCCUGGCAAUAUACAAUCUUAAAGCUGUAAAGGGUCAGUAAAGUUUCUUAAUGGGCUUUACUUCUAACGUGGCACUGCAAAAACACGUUGCUACUGAGCUAUUUCUGGGUUGUCUGUAUCACCUUUGUAUCUAGUUUGUUCAAUAAAAUUUCUCUUGGAUUCCGA
This is a messenger RNA of Apus apus (common swift), 4800 nucleotides long. It is a transcript of the gene LHFPL2, whose product is annotated as LHFPL tetraspan subfamily member 2. NCBI's taxonomy places the organism in Eukaryota, Metazoa, Chordata, Aves, Apodiformes, Apodidae. Gene Ontology annotation, cellular component: membrane. The record is from RefSeq and is a predicted model, not a curated record. The coding region runs from base 496 to 1182 and encodes 228 amino acids. The transcript has 4 exons.